This is a messenger RNA of Prunus armeniaca (apricot), 699 nucleotides long. The record is from the annotation of a GenBank genome assembly. NCBI's taxonomy places the organism in Eukaryota, Viridiplantae, Streptophyta, Magnoliopsida, Rosales, Rosaceae.
AUGGAGACUCAAAAGUAUCCUGUUGUCCCUGGGCAUGAGAUUGCAGGCAUUGUAAAAGAGGUGGGUUCCAAUGUUCAGCGCUUCAAAGUUGGUGACCAUAUGGGAGUGGGAACUCAUGUCAACUCAUGCAGAGAUUGUGAGUACUGCAACGACAGAUUUAAUGGUGUUGGUGUUGAUGGUACAAUCGCAAAAGGAGGAUACUCCAGUCAUAUAGUUGUCCAUGAAGGGUACUGCUUCAACAUACCAGAAAACUAUCCAUUGGCUUCGGCAGCUCCUCUACUUUGUGCUGGAAUUACUGUUUAUGCUUCGAUGGCAUUUGGUUUGAAUGUAACAAUUUUCAGCACUAGCAUAUCCAAGAAAGAGGAAGCUUUAAGUCAGCUGGGUGCAGAUAACUUUGUGGUCUCAUCUGACAGAAAUCAGAUGAAGGCCCUGGUGAAGUCAGUAGACUUUAUAAUUGAUAUAGCAUCUGGUGAUCACCCUUUUGAUCCAUACGUUGAACUAUUGAAAACUGGUGGAGUUCUGGUCUUAUGGUGGGAUUCCCCAGUGCAGUCAAAAUCAGUCCUGCCAACCUUAAUAUCGGCCCUGGUGAAGUCAGUAGACUUUAUAAUUGAUAUAGCAUCUGGUGAUCACCCUUUUGAUCCAUACGCAGAACUAUUGAAACUGGUGGAGUUCUGGUCUUAUGGUGGGAUUCCCCAGUGA